Molecule: messenger RNA, 217 nt
Organism: Gryllus bimaculatus (two-spotted cricket)
Lineage: Eukaryota; Metazoa; Arthropoda; Insecta; Orthoptera; Gryllidae
Source: the annotation of a GenBank genome assembly
GAAAAAGAAACGACAAUUUUAGAAAUAUUUGAGCGAUGAUGUACCUAAUGUUUCAUUUUGAAAUUCCCGCCCUUGCAUGUCUUCCACGCCCAUUGCGCGGUCGUCACUUGUUACGUGAUGAAUACUCGAUUGCGGUAUCAUCAUUUGGAAUCCAUAAGUUUAUUGAUGUAGACAUAUUAGUUCGUUUUUUCUCGCGAAGGUUGUUCCAAAUUUCCAG